UGCCAGAGAGGCCCGCGGGAGAGCUGAGAUGGGGCUGUUGCACACGCAGUUUCAGGGUGCAGCGGCGCACAGCGAGUCACAUGCAGAGGCGUCCAGAGAGGGAGUGAGACGCAGCGACAGCAGCGACAGCAGCGACAGCACGAGGACGGCGAUAGAAUGCUAGGUAUAGGGGAGAGAGCCCUGGAGAGGCGCGGCGACUGUGUCUGCUACCCCGGACGAGUUGACGGAGGCGCUCCAAGACGUGGUCGUGUCCCAGAUGCGGCCCAUGUCCGCCGCCGGCCGCCCUGCAGCCGAUCUCACUUGGGAUGCGAAGAGGCAAGCAGCGCACGUGACCGUCCAUCCCUUGUGCCACCGUCCCUGCAAUUACAAGACGCACUUGAGAGCAGCACGCAGCAGCAUGCAGCAGCACGCAGAGGCACGCAGCGCUCCUCGUAUGUUGGCAGUGGCCGCCGCCCUUGCUACUGCCAAUGGCCGCCGCGCCACUGUCAUACCGCUCCCUCGAUGCUUGAAUGAAUGUUCGUCCACUUGGCUACACUGACAGUCGCACACACGCGUCCCGUCUCCAGUGUCUCCACCGCUCUGAUCAUCAUCCCUGGUAACCAACGCGGUUCAAUUAAACGUAGCUUGACACAACUGAUACAGAUGCGCCAAUCGACACCUCCCAUCCCUGUCUGUGACGACCCCAGUGCGCCUGCGAUGAGACUUGAUAA
Molecule: messenger RNA, 710 nt
Organism: Macroventuria anomochaeta
Lineage: Eukaryota; Fungi; Ascomycota; Dothideomycetes; Pleosporales; Didymellaceae
Exons: 1
Coding region: 157-513 (118 amino acids)
Source: RefSeq, a predicted model, not a curated record